AUGCUUGCCCUCCUGCUCCUCCUCGUUCCCGCCAGCUCGUUGCCAGCGCCGGCGUCCGGCGAUGAAGGAGCCGUGCCGGUGAUCAACGCUUUCUCCCACUUCUGCAGCCCCACGAGCGAUGCCGAUGGACUCUACCAGCCCAACAGCACCUUCGCGGCCAACCUCGCCAGCAUGUCCGCGGUGCUCCCGAAGAACGCAUCGGCCUCCGGCUUCUCCGCUGGCGCGUUCGGCCGGGCGCCGGACACCGCGUACGGCUUGGCGCUCUGCCGCUGGGACUACACCGGCGACGACUGCGGCGCGUGCCUCUCCAGGGCGUUCAAGGACGCGGUGAACCUCUGCGGCCGCAGCAAGGACGUCACCAUCUAUCACGACCAGUGCCAUAUCCGGUUCUACGACCAGGACUUCCUCGCCGGCGCCGUGAACUCGCCCGAGAGCGUGGCGUCGAACAUGAACAACGUCUCCAGAGGGAACGUCGCCGCGUUCGACGGCCUGGUCACGAGGCUGGCCAACGCGGUGGCGGACAGGGCCAGCAACGUGAGCGGCAGGUACGCCACGGGCCAGGCCGGCUUCCCGCCGGACAAGAUCAACGUGUACGGCCUGGCACAGUGCACGCCGGACCUCACGACGGCUCAGUGCCAGGCCUGCCUCGCCGCCAUCAUCAAACAGAUGCCCAAGUUCUUGAGCGGGAGGGUGGGCGGGAGGAUUCUUGGGGUGCGCUGCGCCGUCAGGUACGAGAAGGAUAUCUUCUUCACGACCACCGGCGACAUGGUGACGCUCACGCCCCUGCUGGAUCCGUCCAAAGGGAGCAGCAACACGCACACGCUUUGGAUCGUGGCGAUAGCAGUCCCCAUAACCGUGCUCCUCUGCGGCUUCUUGGCAUGUUUCAUGUGGAUGAGAAGGCGAAGAAGAAGAGUGACCAAUCUCUCAGGGAGGGUGAACAUACCAACCAUGUCCAUGGAGAUGGAGCAGGUGCUCAAGCUAUGGAAAAUCGAAGAGAGCGACUCCGAGUUCUCGCUCUACGAUUUCGACCAGAUCGCAGACGCCACCAGAAACUUCUCCAACGACUACAAGCUCGGUCAGGGUGGCUUUGGCGCUGUUUACAGGGGUGAACUGCCUGGCGGGCUUGAGGUCGCAAUCAAGAGGCUCUCUACGUGCUCCGUGCAGGGGUUGAUGGAAUUCAAGACCGAGAUCCAGCUGAUCGCCAAGCUUCAGCACACCAACCUUGUCAGGCUCCUGGGCUGCUGCCUCCAGGCCGAGGAGAAGAUGCUCAUAUACGAGUACAUGCACAACAAAAGCUUGGAUUGCUUCAUCUUCGAUAGUGCGAAAGGGGCGAUACUGAACUGGGAGCGGCGCUUCCGAAUAAUCGAUGGGAUCGCGCAGGGGCUUCUUUACAUGCACAAGCAUUCCCGCUUGCGAGUUAUACACAGGGAUCUAAAAGCGAGCAACAUCCUCUUGGAUCGCGACAUGAACCCCAAGAUCUCGGACUUCGGUUUGGCGAGGAUAUUCUGCUCCAAUGUGACGGAGGCCAACACGACCAGGGUCGUCGGCACGCACGGCUACAUCGCUCCAGAGUAUGCUUCAGAGGGUCUCUUCUCCACCAAAUCCGACGUUUUCAGCUUCGGGGUCUUGCUCUUGGAGAUCAUAAGUGGGAAGAGGACUGCAGGCUUCUACCAGUACGGAAAAUUCUUCAAUCUCACAGGAUACGCUUAUCAGUUGUGGCAAGAGGCGAAAUGGCACGAGAUGGUCGAUCAGGUACUCGGGGUCGACUACCCGGUGACGGAGGUGAUGAAGUGCGUCCAGGUGGCGUUGUUGUGCGUCCAGGACAGCGCCGACGAUCGACCCAGCAUGUCCGAUGUCGUCGCCAUGCUCAGCGGCGAGGGGCUCACGCUGCCGGAGCCCCGACAGCCGGCCUACUUCAACGUUAGGUUAUCAAGCUUACCAGAGUCAAAUAGUUCCUUUGGUGAAUCGUCGUACAUCAGCAACGUCGCCUUGACUGAUGAAGACGGCAGAUAA
Triticum turgidum subsp. durum (durum wheat) is the source of this 2013-nucleotide messenger RNA. Lineage: Eukaryota; Viridiplantae; Streptophyta; Magnoliopsida; Poales; Poaceae. The record is from the annotation of a GenBank genome assembly.